AACAAAGCCCGUCACUGAAGGGAAUCCCUGUACUAUUUUUGUCCCCCCAUGUGAUCGCGACUCGUCUCAACUCUCUCCGAGAAGUAGAAUUGAGGAAAGUACUUCAUUCCGGUCAAAUUCAACUCCGAGAGAGUUGAGGACUUUCAUGAGUUGUCCUUCUCGCCCGACUGAUGUGAGCUGUCCUAAAGGAUACGCCAUGUUUGCUAAUACCACGCUGUCAUCUAGCCCGGAUGAGAACGGCUGCUGCUAUUGGUCCAGUUUCGACCUAACGUCGUUCGCCAAGGGUCAACGCCUGAAGGCCUACGUCGGCCUUUUGAACGGGAAAGGACCGCGGAGUGGGGACCACACGGUCAUUAAAAUCUUUCGGGAUGAGACCGGGACGGAAACAAUGUGCAAUAUUGAAAUCAAGAAAUCCAAAACAGCCCAGUCGUUUGUUGUGCCGUUCACGGGCGUGAUUUCGCCAGAAUUCCCGAUUCACUUCACUAGUCUCCUGAAAGCAUGCAUGGAUGAUGUAUGUCUUAUGAAGAACGCGUUAUCAAGCGGGAGGAAGCUCUGUAAGCAGGAAUGGGUUUUAAUCGAGGAGAAAAUUGGCAAGAACUUUCAGAACUUUGUCAGCCAUUCCGGAAAAGCCAAUCCAACCACUGCAACCAAAAUCCUUGAAGCAUUUGUUCACUUCACGUACCACAAUUCUGCCGGGAAACUUGUCGUCUGCGGAUUGGAAGGGAGCUCCGAAAGGGGAAAGACGUGUCUGAAGACUCCAACCAUCCAUUCGGUUACCAAAGAGUACGGUGGGUGGGAUCUGGGAGAAAAGGGAAUCAAGAUGGUGUUUGCGAAUCAUGUCUGUAACGACCUGUGCAGAGAAUUCAUCACGCCGCGACAUUUCUCAGAUCGCGCCGAGCCUUCAGCCCCAUUCGACCCCGAUCUCGCUUAUGGCGGCGAGUUCGACGUUUCCCAGAUGCCGAGAUACGAUCAGUUUUCACCUUACUCGUUCGGGCAGUACUUCAACUUCCCUUCACCACCGCCAUACCAAAUGUAUCCCGAUCUUCGCCUCGCAUGUGCUUUCAACCAAAAAACCACACCCUAUCAACCCAACUACCAUCACCCAAUUUCAGCCUAAAGAUUCAUCUGAUAUAGUUCAUCGCCCCCACGAACAUUGUUCGCAGAACAUCGGACAAUUCCGGAGAAAACACGAGCAUCAACUACAAUACCCGAAUAUGAAAUGACAACAUAUCGCCCCCACGAACAUUGUUCCAUCACAUCAGCAGAUCAUCGGACAAUUACAGAGAUUAAACGACCUGCAACGACAAUACCCGAAUACGAAAUAUGACAUGCGCAUCCAACCUCUAUAUUCAAUCAUAUCAUAUAUAGCACAUAUCAUGUUUAUUGCAAGAUUCCCUAAAAUAUAUGCAUAAGACACUGCGCAGCUAUCGCCGAAGCACAAUUUGUAUCGUUUAUAUAGAAUGCAGCUAUGCAGUAUGCCAAAAUCAUCGCUAUGUCUGUGUGUGUUCAGUAUUAAUAUGUCUCAUAUUCAUUGAUGUGAUGUUCAAAGCGUCUCUUGACAUAGGUACUCAAUGCAAUUGUUUACCAAAGGUUGUUUGUUCCCUAUAUUCAAGUCUGUAGGUCCUUUCCAUAAUGCAAGACCGCGUUAUUCAUGAAUGUUUUUGAGGUCAUUGCUUGUCUCGUUCACAAAGAAAGUCUUUUAUUUCUGCAGUGAACCUCUUUUGAGUCUCAAUCGCUGAAAUGUACUUUUGUUUGUAAACAAUUCUUACUAAUUCAUUCGUUCUAUAUUAUAUGCAUUUGUUUCAAAUUAACAGGGAUACGAGUCGCGUCCAUGAGGUGUGUCAAUAUCCUUUCAUCCUUGGUUCAAAUCCAGAAUUCGCUCUGACUAUCAUGCCUGGUAUUUAAGGAACUUCUUGGGGCACGGGUGGCCCAGUCGUGUAAAGCGCCCCAAUUCGCUAUGCAGAGUUGCGUCCCUUGGACACGCCAGUAUCCUAUGACUGUUGGUUCGAAUGCCGGUUCAUCCCGAUCAUGUAACAUUUGAGACCUGUAUCACUUUGGAUUUUCCUUACACAUAAAGCUGACAAGCCGUGAUGCAGCUGGAAUACUGUUCAAAAUCACUCACAGAGAAAUUCCUGAUGAAGACAAAAUGUCCAUCAGUAUUCGUAUAAUUCAGAAGCUCUGAAAUCUGGCUUAACCUAAUGUUCUCUCGUCACGCCGAAGACCCGGGUUCGAUUCCCCACAUGGGCCCAAUGUGUGAAGCCCAUUUCUAUUGCCCCCGCCGUGAUAUUGCCAGACGAUUUUUAAUAGCGGUAUGAAACUAUUCAAGCAGGUUACGCAUGAAGAAAUGUGUCUGACAUUGAAUCCAAACUGGCCUAUAGUAUCCAAUUUAGACGUCACAGGACAUUCUUUUGCCCAUAUACUUCGAUUUGUUCGGAUAAAAAAAUGUAAUUUUUAACCUAUAAUGUGUUAAAAUAAGUCCACAUCACCGUGACAUUAUUCUUUUCGGGGAUUACUAAACUUCUCCAUGAGUCAAAAUUAUCAAAAUAUCUUCCCGGCCCGGCUAGGUGAACCUGUUCCUCUAAACACAAAACACGACACAAAAAGUCGUCUAUUAUUAACUUCAUCGUGAAGAUUGUGUUUUGUCAAGGACAUAUCCGGAGCGAUUCACCAAAAAAAAAUUGAUACUAUUUUAGCCAAGGAAGUAAAUGACCCGUAAUCUAUAGCUGAACCCCGUUUAUCCGAAACCCAACUAAUCCGAAUAUUUUCUGACAUUCUUUUUCCGAUGCAAUCGGAAAUUUGUAUAUUUGGAAAACCUGAGUCUUAUUGUAGAUUAAGACCAAACGGACGUUGAAUAUUAUUUUGUAUUUACCGACGUGCAUUUAUUUCAUUAUUAAUAUCGAUGACAUUUAAGCAUGUCAUUUAUGAGGUUUAAACUAUGUCUCAACAUUAACAUGUUACGUACUCUAACAGAGGAAUGGAUCUCAGGCCUUGUGUUGGCAGUUGGAAGAAAUCUCGUGUUGCCGAAAGGUAUAAUGUCUGAUGCAUUUGUGUGUACCCGCGCCCGUAUGUCCAUAUAAACUGUUGACGAUGCAUGUGAAGGCGCUUACAAAAGUAGGUACCAUCGCGAUAUCACAAAACCUGCAAAUUGCAAAUCCUCGUUAAUCCGAAACCUGCUAAUCCGGGCGACCAUGGUAAAAUACUGUUCUAUAUUAUCCAACGAUUGACCAUAAUAUCAGUAAACUGAACAAUCGAACUGGACAGAAUAAUCAAGGUUCCUUAAAUCAAACAAUCCUUUGUACAGUCUGAAUCUAUCAACGUGAGAUCAUUAUUGUCAUGUAGUCUAGUUUUGUUUUGAGUCCAAGACUAUUGAAAUACAAACGACUGCCAUAAUUAUUUCUGUGACCUGAAUUGUUGAGAAUGAAUUGUGCCUGUAAGCACUGUCUGUAAUGAACUUUGUCUUGUCUUGACGGUGUACUCAGUAAAACCCCAUUAUUCCGGAAACUCCUCAUUAUGGGCAAUUCUUGUUGGGAUCCUCUACAUGUACACAAAGGAGUUUACUUUAAUCUUUUCACGGAGAAAUCCAGAAAUUUCCCAAUCCGGUCAUGUCAUUGUAUUAGUUAAUAGGGUUUCAACUGUAUAAUCGUUUUGAUAUAAUAUGAGUUAAUAAGAGUAGCUUGUGGGUUCCUUAAAAAAGAUACCUCUAUGAUAUUGUUUGCUUGGCAUUGACCACAAUAUUCCAUUGUGAUUCAAAUUAUGGUUAUUGGAAAGAUAGCUUAACAAAUUUACAUAUUGUAUAUGUUUUGAUUUUGUGAUAAAAUGGCAGAUCAAUUCUUGAUUGAAAAGUGAUUGAUUUCUAGCUUCAAAAUGGCAGGGUGUAUUUUUAAAAAUGAAAAGUGCUAUUUCAUCUGUGAUUUUAUGUCAUAUAUAUUGUUAUUUUGCUUGCUUAGCAAUUCAUAUCCAUUUACAUGCAAAUACAUAAUGCAAAACUCAAAACCAAAUGAUAUACUGGAAAAUAAUCACCCCAGCAGUAAAGGGAGAUAAACCCUUGAGCGAUAUGGUUACUUAAAAUGAACAUAGUUACUUCCCUUGCACAGUGUUCAAUACUGCUCCAGUUUUAGCAUCUUAUAUUUUUUUUAAGUUUUGUAAAUUGAUGUACUUGGAUUGCUAAGUCUAUAGAAUAUAUAUUUAUGUAGUUUGUGCGAUUUUAACGAUUCUACAUAUUGUGCCAAAUAAUCCUUGAUUUUGUCCUUCAUUUCUAUAUAUAUUUUGUUCUCAGUAAUUACACUUACUUCAGUGUAUUGCUGCCAGAAAUCCAUGUAUAUUUUUUACUUUGUUUAUAAACUGGAAGAGAACAAUGUACCAAUCACAGAGCCAUUAGUGACAGUGAGAAACUGUUUAUUCUUGGCACACUGGCCUGUGUAAAAUAGAAAAUAUGAGAUAAAACUGAGAUCUGUCUCUAUUUCCAUAUCAAUUUAGUGUUAUCUUGUGGAAAUUGAUCCAUUGAUAUCUUUCAAACACUUGUUUUAAAACGUUUAGUUAACAAUACAAUAAAAUUAGAACUGAUCAUGGUUUGGUUGAGUUUAAAAAUCAUUCAUCUCAAAAAUUACUGAAUGGCGGUUCUGUAGCCAAGUGGAUAAAGUGUUUGUUGGUCAUGCCAAGACCCAGAAUUGAUUCUUUGACCUUUGAAGUUUGUUCUUGAGACAUAUUAAGAAAUCCACAUAAAAUUAUUCAGUUUAAAACAAAUCGAUUUAUGGGCACAUUGACAUAAUUGGUGUAUUUUACUAUUACUUCAUUUACAGUUUUGUAACCAUCGAAUUCAUUUUUUAUGUUUCAACCUGAACAGUGUAUUUGUCAAUGUUUUUUUGAUAUGCUCAUGUGAAUUCUACGUGUUGUGUACUUCAUAUCAUUCCAUGUUGUCAUGUGACCUGUCAUGGGUUGUGUCAUGUGACAUGUGUUGUGUUGGACUUGCUUUCACUGCCUUGACAACCAAUGCAAUGUCCGCUUCUGAUUACUGGUGCUCAAACUGUACAUAACAGUAAAAUAAACAUUGGCUUUUA
Haliotis rufescens (red abalone) is the source of this 5057-nucleotide messenger RNA. RefSeq lists its product as uncharacterized. Bases 146 to 1117 code for a protein of 323 amino acids. Gene Ontology annotation, molecular function: protein serine/threonine kinase activity; ATP binding. Gene Ontology annotation, biological process: protein phosphorylation. Lineage: Eukaryota; Metazoa; Mollusca; Gastropoda; Lepetellida; Haliotidae. The transcript is spliced from 2 exons. The record is from RefSeq and is a predicted model, not a curated record.